AUGCAGACGUGCAAAGCUGGUGAUGUACCUGUAGUGAAGGGAGAUAAACUCAGUAAUGAACAGUGUCCAAAGAAUGAUUUGGAAAAGGAUGCCAUGAAGACUAUUCCUUAUGCUAGUGCCAUUGGUAGCCUAAUGUAUGCACAAGUAUGUACAAGACCUGAUAUUGCCUUCAUUGUUAAUGUUCUUGGUAGAUAUUUAUCGAACCCUGGACAUGAUCAUUGGGUUGCUACAAAGAAAGUCAUGAGAUAUCUACAAAGAACGAAGGAUUUUAUGCUUGUGUAUAGGAGGGUGGAUAAUCUCGAGGUAGUUGGAUACUCAGAUUCUGAUUUUGGUGGUUGUUUUAAUGAUCGCAAAUCUACUUCAGGAUACAUUUUUGUGUUAGCUGGUGGAGCCAUUUCAUGGAAAAUUGUCAAACAGAGCCUAAUUGCAUCCUCAACCAUGUAUGUUGAGUUUUUAGCUUGUUAUGGUGCAUCAUCUCAAGCUGUUUGGCUAAGAAAUUUGAUUUCAGAGUUGUAA
Molecule: messenger RNA, 516 nt
Organism: Vitis riparia (riverbank grape)
Lineage: Eukaryota; Viridiplantae; Streptophyta; Magnoliopsida; Vitales; Vitaceae
Product: secreted RxLR effector protein 161-like
Exons: 1
Coding region: 1-516 (171 amino acids)
Source: RefSeq, a predicted model, not a curated record